AUGUUAAGUAAAAGAUUUGGGAUACUGAAGGAUAAGAGAGAUUUAGAACUAUUACAAGUGCAUAUUAUAAGGUUAAGUUGACUCCAUGAUUAUAAUUAGGAGGCGGAAGCCAGUAUUAUGGUAUGUGAUGUUACUUAAGAAGAUACUUUUGAGGAAAUAGAUAAGUAUUGGUUACCUGAAGCUAAAAAAUACAGAAAACAGAAUGUUUAUAUGUUGGUGAUUGGACGUAAAAAAGAUUUGGAAGAACAGAAAUAAUAAGUUAGUGCUACAUCUUUAUCAAAGAGUUGAAAUACUAAAUCUUAAGAGGAUUGCCAGUCACAUAAUUUAUAGUUUGCUGAAUGUAAUGCUAAGACAGCUGAUCAUGUAAACAACAUAUUGAUUGAACUUUCUAAAAUGGAAUAGAAAAAAAGAGGCAGGAAAUUGAUGAGCAUUUUCAUUAAAAUAUCAUAUUUUUUUCUGUUAUUUAUGAUUUACAAAUGA
Paramecium octaurelia is the source of this 480-nucleotide messenger RNA. NCBI's taxonomy places the organism in Eukaryota, Ciliophora, Oligohymenophorea, Peniculida, Parameciidae. The record is from the annotation of a GenBank genome assembly.